Molecule: messenger RNA, 1779 nt
Organism: Arctia plantaginis
Lineage: Eukaryota; Metazoa; Arthropoda; Insecta; Lepidoptera; Erebidae
Source: the annotation of a GenBank genome assembly
AUGCCCUCCGUGAUGUUGUCGGCGGUGUUAGAAGAGGAGCCCGACUUGUACGAGGCAUUUCCACCUCAUGUAGAUCCCACAGGAAUAACUAUCCUCACUGAUAGUCCACCAGGCAAGAAAGCGCCACUCAAAACAUUCGAAGAGAUCCAGCCGCUGAUUCAACAGGCUCGUAAGCGGGAUCUGAAGCUACUCAUCAGAGAGAACUCUUGGCCAAUCAACAGUCCCGUCCGUGCCUCGCUCUGGCCGGCUCUCUGUCGGCAGCAUCAACAUGGCAAGUCUAUGCUGGACGGAUUCUACUGGGACAUGGUUACACAGGUGUUCGGCACAGUGGAGUUGCCGGACAAGCCGAUCAUGCUGCCGCCCUUUGUGGAGGCGACACACUGUCUCGGCUACCAUCUGACUCGCAAAGGGCGGGCGGUGGCUGAUCGGGUGGUCUCCGUACUUGGAUACGCUUGCCCGGACAUCACAUAUAGUCCCAGCCUUUACCCCAUCACUGCUGCGUUGCUGCACUUCAUGCCUGAGGAGGAAUGCUACCACUGCAUGGCGAGCUUGGUGGCGUCCAAGGAAAAAAUGUUUAUCACGCAAACGAAACUACUCAACGAAGUCACAUGGAAGACUGUUAUGCAGAUCGCUAAGAAACAUGCCAAGUCGGCAGCCCAGCACCUCUCCCGGCUAUCGGGCGCCAUCGGACCAGAGAGAAUCUACGCCGAUUGGCAGUGGUGGAUUCUGGCUGCGCUCCCGUUUCCACAUCUCGUUAGAGUACUCGACUGUUUCUUCCAUGAGGGGAUCAAGGUGUUCUACAGAGUGGCACUAGCAAUCCUCAUUCUCUUUAACAAGCAUGCAUCGAAUCAGAACUCUGAAUGGUACGCCGAGGCGACGAAGAACGGCGUCGAUCACGCUAUAGACAAGUUCUGUAGAAAUAUGCCCGCAUCGCCCACCAAGCUGCUCAGAACUGCUUUUAGUAUUAGGGCACUAAGUUCACAGUACAUAUCGCGGGUGUUUAUCAAGACAGAGAUGACACUUAAAUCCAAAGCGGUGAUCACAGGCAACCGGCUCGUCCGAUCCAGGUCUUCGGACAACCUGCCCACCAGCCAGUCACAAGUCAAUAUCCAGAUGAUGUCACACACGCUCACCAUACGCGAGUUGUUCACUCUAUGGUCGUGGUUACCCGUGCGCAUCACAAUGUACCAGCCAGUGUUGCUAUACACGACAGAAGAGCACGGUUGCUCUCUGACCACUUUCUACGUGCGAGUGGAACAUCACGAACCGACUUUACUCAUGAUUAAGACGUGUAAUAACGAGGUGUUCGGUGCGUACUGUUCGACGCGAUGGUUUGAGCGCAAUCAGAAGGACGAGCGCGGGAACAGACAGGCUUACUUCGGCACGGGAGAGACAUUCCUCUUUAGCCUUUACCCGGAGCGUGCCAAGUACCCCUGGGUGGGCGUUACUUCGGGGAACGACGGCAAGGGCGAGGAGCGAGUCGCACACGGCUCCGAACUUUUGCAUCCACACCGGGCCAAGUACCCGUGGGUGGGGUGCUUAGAAGAUGGGAAGGAAGGCGAAAUUGAUGCGAGGACCCCACACGCCAAUUCGCUGUUCAUGGCGGCCGAUAAUACUAUGGUUACCAUUGGUGGAGGUGACGGCCAAGCGAUUUGGAUGGACGAGAACAUAAGGUUCGGCAAGACUGACCGCUGCUCGACGUUCAACAACCCGCCGCUGUGUCCGAGUGGCGAUUUCGAGAUUCGUGUCCUUGAAGUGUACGGCUUCUCCGGGGCUUAA